AUGGCCAUUGCAAAGCGUGUUGCCAUUCUUAUUUUGUGCUUUGCAUUGGCCUGUCAUGUGGAUGCAACUCCAAGGCCAAGGACAGUUGCUGGUCCUGAUAUCUUCAAGAAUAAAAAUGUCGCCAAGGAUGUGCUCCUUCCUGGUGAGAAAUUACUUAGCGUCAUGAGUUUUGGAGCCAAACCUGAUGGCGUGUUCGACAGCACUCAGGCUUUCAUGAAUACAUGGAGAAAGGUGUGCCAUGAAUCGACAGAGCCAACGAGGUUUUACGUUCCUCCUGGCAGAUUCUUGAUUUCUCCUAUAAUUUUUCAAGGGCCAUGCACUGUUCCAAGUCCAAUAACAUUUCAAGUAGAAGGGACUGUUUUGGCUACAGAGGAUAUUUCGGAGUUUGAAAACUCCGAAUGGCUCAUGUUCCAGAAACUCAAUGGCUUGAAGAUCAUUGGUGGGGGCAUCUUCGAUGGCCAGGGUAAAAGUUCCUGGCAAUACGCAGAGAAUUGCGAAUCAAGCGCUGACGACCAAUGCGUUAGAAAUCCUAGCAGCUUGUAUUUCGAGGAGGUGUCCAACGUGGUUGUACAGAACAUCAGAUCAGUGAAUCCCAAAGGCUUUCACAUAUUUGUUACCAAAAGUUCAAACGUGAGGUUACGUAAACUUAAGCUGGUGGCACCGGAAACCAGCCCCAACACUGAUGGGAUUCAUAUCAGCCUUUCCGACACUGUGAUAAUAUCAAGAAAUACCAUAGCAACUGGGGAUGAUUGUAUCUCUAUGAUUCAAGGAGUAAAAAAUAUUUUCAUCAACAGACUCAAGUGUGGACCUGGACACGGUAUUAGUAUUGGUAGCCUUGGGAAGUAUGAGGAUGAGCAAGAGGUGAGAGGCGUUCGUAUCAAGAACUGCUCAUUGAUUGGCACAACCAAUGGCCUUAGAGUCAAAGCUUGGCCAGAAAAGUACCCAGGUGCAGCAUCAGAUAUAAGCUUCAGUGACAUUAUCAUGCAAAAUGUUAAGAACCCCAUCAUCAUUGACGAGGAGUAUGAAUGUUAUCCAAACUGCAAAAAGAAGCCGUCACUUGUAAAGAUCAACAAUGUUCACUUUUCAAAUAUAAAGGGAACUACAAUUUCACCAAUUGCUGUGGACUUGAGGUGCAGCCAGCUGUUCCCAUGCCAAGGUGUUACAGUGCAGGACAUUGACCUCAAGCUUGGACUCGCCCCAACCUCCGCCAGAUGUGUCAAUACUAAACCUAUAUUUGGUGGCUUGCAAAAUCCACCACCUUGCCCUUAG
Messenger RNA from Abrus precatorius (Indian licorice), 1269 nucleotides. RefSeq names its product exopolygalacturonase-like. Gene Ontology annotation, molecular function: polygalacturonase activity. Gene Ontology annotation, biological process: carbohydrate metabolic process. The transcript is spliced from 5 exons. The record is from RefSeq and is a predicted model, not a curated record. Lineage: Eukaryota; Viridiplantae; Streptophyta; Magnoliopsida; Fabales; Fabaceae. The coding region runs from base 1 to 1269 and encodes 422 amino acids.